Echinostoma caproni is the source of this 1830-nucleotide messenger RNA. Lineage: Eukaryota; Metazoa; Platyhelminthes; Trematoda; Plagiorchiida; Echinostomatidae. The record is from the annotation of a GenBank genome assembly.
AUGCCCACCAUCGGAAUUGAUCUGGGUACAACCUAUUGCUGUGUGGCCACAUUCUUGAACGGUGUGGUUGAAAUCAUUCCGAAUGAUCAGGGUAAUUUAACUACACCAAGCUAUGUGGCGUUCACGGAGACACAACGCCUCGUCGGUGAAGCGGCUAAGGAACAAGCAGCCCGGAAUCCUUUGAACACGGUGUACGAUGCCAAGCGUCUCAUUGGACGUCGAAUCGAUGAGACCACUGUGAAGGAUGAUCGUUUAAACUGGCCAUUUGAUGUGCUACAUCAUCAGGGGAAACUAAAGAUCCGCGUUGAGGUUGAUGGACUGGGUCGUUUGUUUCUGCCGGAGGAAAUCUCCUCCAUGUUGCUGGUCAAAAUGAAGCAAGUUGCUGAGGCAUAUCUGGGUACCACAGUGACCGAUGCGAUCAUUACCGUGCCCGCCUAUUUUAACAACACACAACGCCAAGCGACGAAAGACGCCGGUAUCAUUGCCGGUUUGAAUGUGCUUCGAGUGAUCAGUGAACCGACCGCGGCUGCCAUCGCUUACGGAGUGGAUGCAACCAACAAGAGGGAGUGUAACGUGCUGGUGUAUGACCUUGGCGGAGGCACUUUCGAUGUGUCCGUACUCAAUAUCAAGAACAAUAAAUUUGUCGUGAAAUCGACUUUUGGAAAUACGCAUUUGGGAGGACAAGAUUUUGAUCAGCGCUUGAUUGACUAUUGUGCGAACACGUUUCAGCGCAAAUACAAUCAGGAUAUGCGACUGGAUAAAUCGGCUAUGCAUCGACUACGUACAGAAUGUGAAAGGGUUAAGCGAUUGCUCAGUGCCGAAAUGGAAGCGUUUCUGGAAGUGGAAAAUAUUCACAAUGGAAUAACCCUAAGUAUGAGAAUCACACGAGCCAAAUUUGAAGAACUUAAUGCGGAUUUAUUCAAAAAAACUUUGGAACCACUAACUCAAGCCUUGAAGGAUGCCCAGUUACAACGGCAUCAGAUUGAUGAGGUGCUGAUGGUAGGUGGGUCUACGCGAAUACCUAUGAUACGCAAACUGGUGAAAGACUAUUUCGAUGGAAGACGACUGAACACGUCGAUAAACCCGGACGAGGCCGUUGCACGUGGAGCAGCUCUGCAGGCGGCAAAAAUGAGUGGAGAACAAGAUGAACUGAUCAAAGAUUUGGAAAUGAAAGAUGUGACACCUCUGUCCCUGGGCACAGAAUUGUACGAUGGACGAAUGCGUGUGGUUAUAAGACGAAACACCCCGAUACCAAUCACCCAAAGUAAAGGUUUGCAAACCACUCGCGAUAAUCAAUCCAAUUGUCCAUUUAGCGUGUACGAAGGUGAGCGUGUUAUGGCUGUGGAUAAUCACUUGCUAGCCAGCUUCGAACUGACCGGUCUGACUCCAGCUAGAAGGGGACUGGUCAAAUUCGAUUUAACUUUCCACGUGGAUGAAGACGGUAUUCUCACUGUGGCUGCCAGUGAGCGUGGUACGGACAAUCAAGAAAAAAUCAAAAUUACCAAAACCGCAGACGGAUUAACCGAGGAAGAUGUGAAACGUAUGCGGCUGGAAGCGGAGCGAUUCAAAGCCAUGGACGAGGAUCACCACGACCGGAUGUUAGUUUGGCACGCAUUGGAGACGUGUGCCUAUUCAAUUAAACGACGCAUUGAAUCGGGCAAAAAUUGCCCCAAUCUAAGUGAGUUUGACCGUCACACCAUGUUGCAAAAAUGUGAGCAGACAAUGGAAUGGUUACACUCCAAUCGAAUGGCCUCCCAAGAAAUGCUGGAGAACAAAAUGUCCGAACUAGAGGAAGUGUGCCGUCCAGUUUUGAAAACGAUGCGCCAAUAG